Molecule: messenger RNA, 804 nt
Organism: Cherax quadricarinatus
Lineage: Eukaryota; Metazoa; Arthropoda; Malacostraca; Decapoda; Parastacidae
Source: RefSeq, a predicted model, not a curated record
AUGAAAGGACGUUUGGUAGUUACAGAAGUGUUGGUGAGAGAGGACCCAGUGUGGGAGAUGAGACACGUGCUGCCGGAAGUGCUGGUGAGAGAGGACCCAGUGUGGGAGAUCAGACACGUGCUGCCAGAGCUCAACCUGGAGAACAACACUGUUGUUGAUGUUAAUGUUAAUGUUGGAGACUUGGCACACCUGCCCUGCCGCUUCCCACAACUCUCUACCCUCCACCAGGCGUUCCUGCUGCUGCAGGUAUCGUGGAUACGUCGGUGGGACUGGCACAUUCUCACCACUGGCAUCUACACUUACACUAGCGACAUGCGCUUCAGCGUCCUUCACACUGAGGGUUCCGAUGACUGGACACUGCAGAUCAAGUAUGCUCAAAUCCGCGAUAACGGAACCUAUGAGUGUCAGAUGUACACGGGGACUGGCGUACUCUCCCAGUUCGUCAAUCUUCUCGUCAACACACCACGUGCUGCUAUACUCGGUCCUCAGGAACUGCACGUGCAGGAAGGUGACACCAUCACCCUCAUCUGUGUCAUCCAGCAGAGUAAGCCACCUUUCGUGUUUUGGUACCACGGUGACGAAAUGGUCAACUACGACGCUAAUCGUCACCGCCUCAGCGUGGUCACCAAGGUGGAGGGCACCAGGACUCACUCACGUCUCACCAUCACUGACGCAAGGUGGGAAAUCAAUAAGAGUGAUGAAUGGAAAGAGAAAAUAAUGGCGACAUCCGAGGACAUUGCAGCAAUAAAAGAGAUCAAACUCACAGAGGAAACUAAAAAACAGUUUUCCCAAGAUAUCAAAUAA